AUGGAAACCGACACGGUCAUCGUCGGCAAUGGGCCGUCGGCCAUGAUUCUAUCAUACAUUCUUCAUGGUUGGAUUCCUGUCUACUCUGCCAAUCCCCCGCAUCCAGACCCAUUACUUGACGCCAAAUUGAAAGCCACUGGCAAUCUCCUGGGCGCGGACGUGGAUACUCUCACAUCUCAUUUCGCUGCUUCCCGUCUGUCAUAUUCCACUCAGGCCUUACCGGUGAACGUCCUCUUGGAUACUCUAAUUCGACCCAGCCUUGAUAUCGAUGAUGACUCGAAUAAUAUCUCCAAUGUGGAGUGGCGCCACAUGCCUGAAAAGGCCGUUUCUCACCUCGUCUUCGGAAAAUCUGCCAAUCCCGGAGGCCAGUGGACGGAGGAUCCGUGCGGGGCAAGCUGGGAUAUCCAGACCUUGAGUUACGCGGCGAUGUUAUCUUUACCUGGGUACUCCUUCGCCGAUCACCACAAGAAAACAACGGGUCAAGAUCUCGCACCUUUCACACGGCCUACCAGGCGGGAGAUUGCUGAAUAUUUUCGGGUCUAUCCGACCGCGGCUGGGAUCGAUGAGGUCUUCCGCUGCGGAGAGGAGCUGGAUAACAUAUCCCGGACCGCCGAUGGGUUUUAUAUCGCGUCGCACGACCUUCAUUGUAAGCGAUUGGUGCUUGCAAGCGGGAUAUUCUCCGAGAUACUUCCUCCUAUCCCUGUUCUUCGACUUGUGCUCCAAACACAGCCCACCCCCGAAGUCCCACUUCUCGUUAUCGGCUCAGGCUUCUCCGCCGCUGACGCGAUCAUAUCCGCUUCCCCCAACCAAAAGAUUCUCCAUGUCUUUAAGUGGUCGCCAGAUGAUCGACCUUCGCCUCUUCGCGGUUGCCAUCAACAGGCUUAUCCCGAAUAUGCUGGUGUUUAUCGCCUCAUGAAGAAGGCUGCUUUAGCUAGUGCAUCGAGCAAGCCCAAAUCCCGCCGAGGCACAUCUACCGCGUUUUUGGAAAGUCGCAAUUGGGAAGAAGUCUACGAAGGAAUCUACAACGUAGAGAUCAAGGUUGUACAGUUAAGAGAUGGUUCAGCGCAAGUCACCUUCUGCCGACCAGACGGGACGACUUUUUCAAGGACUGUCCGGGGCCUUGUUUAUGCUGCUGGACGGCGUGGAAGUCUAGGUUAUCUCGAUGCGAAGCUUCGCUCGGAAGUUCUUGGGCACGAUGAUGAAGACAAUGAUGAAGUUUCCGCGCAAACUCUCCGCGCAAAAGCCAUUGAAGACUUGGAGGUUGCCCCGGGUGUGCAUAUCAUUGGCAGUCUGACCGGUGAUUCACUGGUCCGAUUUGCAUAUGGUGGCUGCGUCUUUGCCGCUGGAAAUCUCAUUGGAGGAAGAGAGGGUGAAAGGGAGACACGAAGUACAUGUGGUAGUGCCGUGUCGACUCGACCGCAAUCUUCCUCUUUGCCCGUGAUGAAUGGCAUAGAUGGUCAUCAUAUCUACCCUAAUGGCAUCUCUGGAGCGGCCUUAGAAGAGACCUUGACUAAAGUCUCUAGUGUCCCACCCUCUGAGAGCUGGUGGACGACGAUAGGGCGAAUGUGGAAAGGUAUUACACGAUGA
Penicillium malachiteum is the source of this 1587-nucleotide messenger RNA. RefSeq lists its product as uncharacterized. The transcript is spliced from 2 exons. Lineage: Eukaryota; Fungi; Ascomycota; Eurotiomycetes; Eurotiales; Aspergillaceae. The record is from RefSeq and is a predicted model, not a curated record. The coding region runs from base 1 to 1587 and encodes 528 amino acids.